Molecule: messenger RNA, 375 nt
Organism: Rhizophagus irregularis DAOM 181602=DAOM 197198
Lineage: Eukaryota; Fungi; Glomeromycota; Glomeromycetes; Glomerales; Glomeraceae
Source: RefSeq, a predicted model, not a curated record
AUGGUUAAUGCCAGAACUUCUUAUAAGACUUAUAGAAUGACUUCCUUACCACGUCGCUUAUAUUAUAAGACAAAACGCGUUAUUAUGAAACCUGUAAGAAAAGCUAAAGGUCAUCAUACUACUGGUACUACCGCUACAGGCCCUACGAAUACUCGCAAACAUCCAAAGUUAUUCGGUGGAUUUAAACGAGGUCGUACCAAACAAACCCAACCUGCUCAUAACACAAAAACUCGUCGUUUUUUCGGAUAUACCCUAAGAAAAGAUCCUAAUCGCAACUACAAUAAUAAUAAUAAUAAUAAUAAUCGUAAUAAUCAUGGUAAUAAUAAUCAUCAUCAUCGUACCAUUAAGUCUAAACUUCGUUCUCUUUUACACUAA